AUGGAACAGCUCCAGCUGCUGCGUUUCUUUCUGCUGUGCCUGAUGGCCCUCCACAAGUGUCUGGCCAUGCCACUGGGCAGCCAGUGUGUGGAAGAAUCCUUCUGUACAUACAGCCUGCAGGACUACUACAGCCAGCUGGUCAACCUGCCGAGCCACAUCAAUGAGCGCAGCAUUGCAACUUGGAGCUAUGUGGAGAACAUCGACUUGAACCGGGUUCCUCAGGUCAUCCAUGAGGCCAGCUGCCACACCAGCCACUCCUGCAGGGGACUCGACAAUGCUUUUGGUCUAGAGACCAUCCCUGUGUCCCUGAGGAUGCCUGUCCUCAAGAAAAACCCCAACUGCUUCUCCACGGCCAGCUACUCUCUGGAGUUUGAGCUCAUCACCAUAGCUUGUAUAUGUGCCAACUCCAGGCACAGCUGA
Messenger RNA from Anoplopoma fimbria (sablefish), 420 nucleotides. Its product is annotated as interleukin-25-like. NCBI's taxonomy places the organism in Eukaryota, Metazoa, Chordata, Actinopteri, Perciformes, Anoplopomatidae. The record is from RefSeq and is a predicted model, not a curated record. The coding region runs from base 1 to 420 and encodes 139 amino acids. The transcript is spliced from 3 exons. Gene Ontology annotation, cellular component: extracellular region. Gene Ontology annotation, molecular function: cytokine activity.